CAAAGCAAAGCUGUGGAGCCUGAGCUCUUUAGCAUCCCUCAGGCUGGCUGCUUGCUGGAAUUCCUUAACUUUGGGCGGUGAAGGGUGAAGCUGGAGCCUGCGCUGUAGGGUCAACUGGUACCCAGGAGAAUGAAACAGGCCCUCGUGGACGAUACUGAGGAUGUGUCCCUGGACUUCGGCAAUGAAGAGGAGCUGGCUUUUAGGAAGGCCAAGAUCAGGCACCCCUUGGCCACCUUCUUCCACCUGUUCUUCCGCGUGAGUGCCAUCAUCACCUAUGUGUGCUGUGACUGGUUCAGCAGGAGCUUCGUUGGCUGCUUUGUCACUGUGCUUCUCCUACUGUCCUUUGACUUCUGGUCUGUGAAGAAUGUGACUGGAAGACUCAUGGUGGGUCUUCGGUGGUGGAACCAGAUAGAUGAGGACGGAAAAAGCCACUGGAUAUUUGAAGCCAGAAAGGCCUCUCCAAACCACAUGGCGGCCACUGAAGCAGAGGCACGCAUCUUCUGGCUUGGCCUCAUCAUCUGCCCCGUGGUCUGGACCGUGUUCUUCUUCAGCACCUUGUUCUCCUUGAAGCUCAAGUGGCUGGCUCUCGUGAUCGCUGGGAUUUCCCUCCAAGGUGCCAACCUCUACGGCUACAUCCUUUGUAAGAUGGGGGGCGAGGGUGACAUCAGCACAGUUGCAGCCAGCUUUCUGUCCCAGACAGUGUUCCAGACGACUUCCCCAGGUGACUUUGAGAAGCGCAGGCUUGAAGGACUGGACAUCCACUAGCGUUAGGCUGCUGUGGCUGGUGAAUCUGGGGCUUCAAUGAAAAAAGACUGGCCUUUGUCACAGCUCUUACCUUAAAGAGACAGAGAAAAUGAGACCCUUGUGAAAGCCUCACUCUUUAUGCUGGCUGUGGUAUGGCUGCGUGGGGCUCCCCACCCAAGGAGAGCAACGCUGGGGAACACAAUGGAGGCCUCAGCUUGUACCCACUCCCAGAAACCCUGCUUCUCUUUGUUGCUGCAUGUGGCAAGUGCAGCAUCCAGGCCCGAAGAACUGUCUCUGCUGCUCUGGGUGGGCCAGUUGUCUGCAUUAGAGAUCCACUAACUAGCAGUCCAGGAAAACGAGAAUACAGGGAAGGGAAUGAGGGCUUUCAAUAGAGACAGCGAGCGUGUGUGCAAAACCUCAAGGACUACAAAGGAAAUGCUAGCAGUGUGAAUGGAGCAUCUCUCCAGAAACACACGUUACCGUGACAGGCCCCACAGGGCACACACCCUGCCCUCUGCUCUCUCCCCAUAUCAUCUCAUCUUUAUGGUCACCCACACUGGGGUGCAUCAGUCAGCUGGUCCUUCCCAUUUAUAUGCAGGCAGGCAUGUGCGCAUGCACACACACACCAUCCCAGGACCAUAUGUAACCCAAGGGAGACAUGGCUCUCUGGCUGUGAACCUCCCUUGUGCCCAGGGUUCCCAUGCUGCUACCUGGCAUACACCAGGCCCUGCUCAAACAUCCCAGUCCCAUCUGACAGGAAAGACAGCUCCCACACUUGGGUGCACAGCCAUCUGCAGCUGAGCCCAACCUGGUCCGGCCCCUCCCUCUCAGACUCAGGCACCGCGCACUGCUCCACUGACAGGUGAGUCUUUUCACAGGUACACACCACUCAGACAAGCUCAGCUCUAACCUUGGGGAAGCUGAGCCCCUGCCUGUCUCCUCUUGCCCACACAAGCUGAUAUCCUGGGUGAGCCUGGGAUGGAGACAGGUGUACACCUCUUCCUCAGUUCUCAGAGUGCAAAUAUCAGGAUCCAAAAUACUCAGCAUGGUCCCCAAUAGCAUGUCAGUGCCCACUGAAGUGGCGCAGAGAGGGCUGUCUCAGUGCGCUUGCACCCUGCAGUCCUCGGGGCAUGUGGCUGGGAUUUCAUGGAGGUGGAUCUGAGGAACCUGCCCCAGGCCUCACUGUUUCUCUUCUGCGGGUCCAGCUCUGACCCACCAUUCCUGCUCCUGCAAACCACACUUCAAGCUACUAAG
This is a messenger RNA of Chionomys nivalis (European snow vole), 1998 nucleotides long. It is a transcript of the gene Tvp23a, whose product is annotated as trans-golgi network vesicle protein 23 homolog A. The transcript has 8 exons. Gene Ontology annotation, cellular component: Golgi membrane. The record is from RefSeq and is a predicted model, not a curated record. NCBI's taxonomy places the organism in Eukaryota, Metazoa, Chordata, Mammalia, Rodentia, Cricetidae. Gene Ontology annotation, biological process: protein secretion; vesicle-mediated transport. The coding region runs from base 130 to 765 and encodes 211 amino acids.